This is a messenger RNA of Penicillium cataractarum, 1242 nucleotides long. Its product is annotated as RTA1 domain-containing protein. Lineage: Eukaryota; Fungi; Ascomycota; Eurotiomycetes; Eurotiales; Aspergillaceae. Gene Ontology annotation, cellular component: membrane. The transcript has 2 exons. The record is from RefSeq and is a predicted model, not a curated record. Bases 1 to 1242 code for a protein of 413 amino acids.
AUGCGACCGGGCUAUCUUUUUAUAUUAUGGUCUUUACUAGUGACAUCUCUCGCGGUCUUUGCAAAGCCAAUUCAAACACCCGCACCGGUAUUUGGCCUGUCACCUCGAGAUGUGACCGCAACGACCACGGCAAAAGCAACAGCCACAGAUCCAACAUCGACAACAACGGAAACAGGAUUUCACUUGACAUUGAGUCUGAACCUACCCUCCAACACUUGUACACCCACUGUUGCACCAGACAAGAAUGGCUGGGUUCCUGCUUCGCAAUGCAACGCCCUCUAUCUCUACUACCCAUCUUUCGGCACAGCAAUUGCAUUCACCAUCCUCUUCGGCUUACUCACGAUGGCGCAUCUUGUUCAAGCUACUAUCUACAAGGCAGGCUUUGCUUGGGUCGUUCUGAUGGGUGUUGCAUGGGAAUGUGUUGGCUACAUCACCCGUGCAUUGAGCACACGCAAUCAACAGGAUACUACGAUUGCCACCAUUACCCAAAUCUUCAUACUUCUGGCACCAUUGUGGGUCAACGCCUACUGCUACAUGGUUUUAGCUCGGAUGAUCUACUUCUUCAUACCGGAACGUCAAAUCGGAAUAUUUAGGCCCUCGCUUCUAGCAACAGUCUUUGUCUUCCUUGACUUUGGCUCCUUCAUCAUCCAAAUUAUCGGCGGCAUGAGUGCAAGCCCAGGUCAAUCCAACGAAGAAGUUAUGAAAGGAAUCCACAUAUACAUGGCAGGCAUUGGGAUCCAGCAAUUCUUCAUCAUUUGUUUCCUUGUUCUCACCAUCCAGUUUCACAGACAGAUGUUGCAGCUGGACCGCUCGGGAAGAUUAUUCCCAGAAAAGCGGCGUUGGAGACAUCUACUGUACGCUUUGUACGGAAGUCUUUUGUUCAUUACAGUGCGCAUUAUCUACCGUCUGGUCGAAUUUUCGGCUGGUGAGACAACCGCAAAUCCCAUUCCUUAUCAUGAAUGGUAUAUGUAUGUAUUUGAUGCGGUGCCGAUGCUCUUUGCUAUUGUGGUUUGGAACGUAGCACCACCUGGUGCGGUGUUACAGGGCCCUGAUGCGAAGUUACCGCCCAGUGGAUUGCGCAAGCUUCUUACUUGUUGGAACUGUUGUAAUUUGUGCGUUUGCUGUGGCUGUGCGUGCUGUUGUCGAACGUGUAGGAAGCGGGAAAAGAAAAGGAUGCAACGGAUUCCGGACUCAGGAGGGGAGGAGAUGUUGCCGCUGAGGGAGACUUCACCAUAUCGUUAG